AUGGACGAGGUGCAAGAUCAAGACCAAAACAACCAAGUUGCAUUAAAAAUAGGUCUCAUUGGGGACUCGCAGAUAGGCAAAACCUCUUUAAUGGUAAAAUAUGUUGAGGGUUCUUUUGACGAGGACUAUAUUCAAACGCUUGGAGUUAACUUUAUGGAUAAACGAAUACAGAUCAGAAAUACCACAAUCAUGUUUUCUAUAUGGGAUCUUGGAGGACAGAAGGAAUUCAUCAACAUGCUACCGCUAGUCUCCAAUGAUGCCGUUGCAAUCUUGUUCAUGUUUGAUCUUACAAGAAAAUCCACCCUAAAUUCAAUUAAAGAAUGGUACCGACAAGUAAGAGGGUUCAACAAGACAGCAAUUCCGUUCCUUAUUGGCACCAAAUACGAUCAAUUUAUAGAUUUGUCCUUCCAAGACCAGGUUGAAAUUACUCAACAAGCUAAAAAGUUUGGAGCAGCAAUGAAGGCCCCCGUUAUUUUCUGCUCAACCAGUCAUUCUAUAAAUGUGCAAAAGAUUUUCAAGAUUAUCUUGUCGAAAGCAUUUGACUUGAAGUUGAACUUAGACGAAAUUGUCAAUGUUGGUGAGCCAAUCUUGAUUUUCAAAUAA
This is a messenger RNA of Lodderomyces margitis, 603 nucleotides long. It is a transcript of the gene TEM1, whose product is annotated as Ras family GTPase. NCBI's taxonomy places the organism in Eukaryota, Fungi, Ascomycota, Pichiomycetes, Serinales, Debaryomycetaceae. Bases 1 to 603 code for a protein of 200 amino acids. The record is from RefSeq and is a predicted model, not a curated record. The transcript has 2 exons. Gene Ontology annotation, molecular function: GTP binding; GTPase activity. Gene Ontology annotation, biological process: regulation of exit from mitosis. Gene Ontology annotation, cellular component: spindle pole body.